This is a messenger RNA of Stylophora pistillata, 700 nucleotides long. RefSeq names its product dynein axonemal heavy chain 7. Gene Ontology annotation, molecular function: ATP binding; dynein light intermediate chain binding; minus-end-directed microtubule motor activity. Lineage: Eukaryota; Metazoa; Cnidaria; Anthozoa; Scleractinia; Pocilloporidae. Gene Ontology annotation, cellular component: dynein complex. Gene Ontology annotation, biological process: microtubule-based movement. The record is from RefSeq and is a predicted model, not a curated record.
AUGGCAAUGAAUAACAGCAGUGAUGGUCUAACAGCAAGAUUUCUAGGUGGAUUGUUCACCAAUACUCGCAACAAGCCAGCAUGGCAACAGACUGCACCAUCUUUUCAGCUAAGUGCUAACAAAAGACUUGCAGCUGAUGCAGAGGAAGAAAGUCAUUCAUUAGGUUUUGGCAAAAAAGCAAAACAUGUACGCAGCAAGACUUGGGAUGCUGCAAAUGGAAAAACCUCUCCAUCUUCACCCAGUCCUCCUCCUGGCACAAAUGGUAGAAAGGGAGGUGCUUCAUAUGCUGUUAAGAAGGACAGGGAAUCAUUCCGUAGCGCUCUUGUCAACAUCAUCAUGCAGAAUGAGGGUACAGCUCCUGUGCGUCCAUCCUCUCCAGGAGAGCUUCCUCCCCUGGAGCGAACUGGCUCCCCAACUGGUGCUGAAAAAGAUAUUUUGCACUACUACUACUAUAAUAUUCACCAUGGAAUAGACACAGAACAUGUGGCACCUAUGGAAGAUUCUUGGCUAGAUCAUGUUUUGCAACUUGUUCCUCAAAGGUUGAAGGAUGGGCUUGAUUUGUGUAUAGAAAACCUUUCAGAUGAAAUGAAAGAAGACUAUUUGCUCAGUGUCAAAAAGGCUAUUGUUGACUUUGUGCUCAGAGAUCCUAGAGAAAAAGAUGAUGAUUAAAAAGAGGAAGUUUUAGAACACAAGAAAGAGU